UGUACAUUUCUCUAGAUUUAACAAUUUCCCUCUUCCUCCCCCAAUCCUCAUCAACAAAACCCUCCCAAAAUUGAGAUUCACCUAGAUCCACAACUUCACCCGGUGUAAAAGUGCACAAUUCUUUGAAUACCAUCAAUAGUCACCCGAACUGAUUCAAUCUUUACAAAACAAAUAGUAAGUCAUUCUAUACUUAAUUCUAAUCCUUUGCUCAUAAAUACUCAAUCUCGUGCUGUCAUUCUCCACCUCAAAAGUUGAAAUUUCACCCUAACUCAUCAACCAUUCUUCUCUUUUCAAUCUUACAUAAAAAAUGUCUGAUCUUUACACACAAUCUCAGCUCAUCCCAAACCUACCAAAUGACAUAGCUUUACAAUGCUUAGCCAGAGUUCCACGUUACCAUCACGCAAUUCUUUCUCUUGUUUCCAAAUCUUGGCGUUCCACGAUAAGCUCUACUGCACUCUACACCACUAGAUCGAGAAUCCAUACUACUGAAACUUUCCUUUACCUUAAUCUAAGGAUAAACUCCACUUUCCAGUGGUACACUCUCUUUUCAAGAAACCAAGAAAAACCCAUUAAGGUUUUUCAACUUUCUGCAAUGCCAACUAGGACAAUUGGACCGGCUUUCGCCGUUUUGGGGUCGAAAAUUUACGUGAUUGGUGGGUCUAUUGGUGAUAUACCGUCGAAUAAUGUGUGGGUUUUUGAUUGUAGGUUUAAUUGUUGGGAAAUGGGUCCAAGAAUGAGGGUUUGUAGAGAGUUUGCUGCAGCUGGUGUUGUGGAUGGGAAGAUUUAUGUGUUGGGUGGUUGUGUUGUUGAUAAUUGGGCUAGGUCGAUGAAUUGGGCCGAGGUUUUUGAUCCGAAAACGGGGUUGUGGACCGCGUUGCCGAGUCCGAUUGAGGUUAGGGAGAAGUGGAUGCAUGCUAGUGCGGUCGUGGGUGGUAGAAUGUACGCGAUGGCGGAUAGGGGAGGAGUUGUGUAUGAUGUUGGGGGUUGUGCGUGGGGAAGCGUGUCGAAAAGGCUCGAUCUUGGUUGGAGGGGGAGGGCCGCGGUAGUGGGGGAGUUGUUGUACUGUUAUGAUUAUUUGGGUAAGAUUAGAGGGUAUGAUGUGAAGGAAAAUGUGUGGAAGGAAUUGAAAGGGGUGGAGAAAGGGUUGCCUAAGUUUUUGUGUGGUGCGACGAUGGUGAAUUUUGAUGAUAAGUUGUGUGUUGUGUGGGAAGGUAAGAGGAGUGGCAAGGAGGUUGAUAUUAUGUGUGCGGAGAUUGAAGUAUGGAAGAAUGAAGACGGAGGGUUGAGUGGGAAAAUUUUGUGGUCGGAUAUGAUUCUUGUUGUUCCUAAUGGUGCCUCGAUUGUUCAUUGCUUGGCAGUUGACUUGUGAUGAUUACUACAAACAAGUCGGGUGUGCAGAUUGGAUCUCUUGGAUCUUUGAUGCGCAUAAAAUGAAAUUCAGCCAACACCGUGAUUUUUAAAAAGAUAAUGUGAAAUGCAUUUUGCCUAACCGGUCGGGGUGGUUGAUCGGUCUUCUUGGAUCCUUGAUGCAUACAUAGAACCUAUCUGGCGGGGAUGAGCAUGCCAGACAUCGUGGAUGGGAUCCCAAUGCAUAUACCAUCCCUGUUGUGAAAAUCUUGAAUUGUGGAUAUUGAGAAUGCAAAUUAAGCGAAGCUGUACUUGCCACACUAAAAUAGUUCUAUAAAUGCUUUGAGACACAAUUGAUGCUUUUAUAUAUUGUUUUAUUAAUCAACAUGAUUUUAUUCACUGUCGUGAUAAUUGAAAUGUUUCUAUUAAAUGCUUUGAUAAACUGAUAAUUGAAGGAUACCUUUAUAUAUUUAGAAACAAUUUCAUUUUAAAUUCUCAUUUUGCCCUUAAUGAGAUGAUUUAUAGUCACACAAAUGCUUAUGGUUUGUUCAAACCACAAGUUUCAAAAAUCUUUCUUCAUGGACUAUUUAUCUUAAUGUACUUUUCACAAUCCUCGUUUCUAGUUGUUAAGAGUUCAGAGUCAGACCCAUCCCAAUUCUUUGUUCACUGAUAUUAGGCCCCAUAUUAUAUUGUCCACGCUCAUGUUAACGAGGUUUGGGUGUGCGGAGAGUGUUGAGCCCCACAUCGCAUAUGGGAUGGGUAAUUGAUCUCGUUAUAUGGACUUGGAGAAUCCUCACCCCAGAGCUAGCUUUUGGGGCUAAGUUAGACCCAAGGUCCAUUUCUUUAUCAUGGUAUUAGAACUAGACUCAUCCCAAUCCUUUGUUCAUCAAUGCUGGCCCCCAUAUUAUUGUCCACGCUCCAUUUAAUGGGGUCUGGGCAUACUGGGAACUGUUAAGAGUCCCACAUUGGAUAUGGGAUGGGUAAUUGGUCUCCUUAAAUGGACUUGGACAAUCCUCACUGUAUGAGCUAGCUUUUGGGGUUGAAUUAGACCCAAGCCCAUUUCUUUACAGUAAUUUAUGCUUAAUUUAUUAGUGUAUAAACUAUUUUUAGAAAAAUCAUGGGCCUACAUACCAUCUUGUGCUCACGCUUUUACAAAGGAACGCUAUUCUUGGAUUUACUGUUGUUGAGUUGAUGUGAGUUUGUUGGCCUUCAUUAUAUGCUGAAUAUCGUUGAAUGGAAGGCUGAUGUGU
Lycium barbarum (goji berry) is the source of this 2597-nucleotide messenger RNA. RefSeq names its product F-box/kelch-repeat protein SKIP6-like. Lineage: Eukaryota; Viridiplantae; Streptophyta; Magnoliopsida; Solanales; Solanaceae. Gene Ontology annotation, molecular function: protein binding. The coding region runs from base 308 to 1369 and encodes 353 amino acids. The record is from RefSeq and is a predicted model, not a curated record. The transcript is spliced from 2 exons.